This is a messenger RNA of Protobothrops mucrosquamatus (brown spotted pit viper), 2988 nucleotides long. It is a transcript of the gene EXTL3, whose product is annotated as exostosin like glycosyltransferase 3. Gene Ontology annotation, molecular function: glycosyltransferase activity. The coding region runs from base 63 to 2822 and encodes 919 amino acids. The transcript is spliced from 5 exons. NCBI's taxonomy places the organism in Eukaryota, Metazoa, Chordata, Lepidosauria, Squamata, Viperidae. Gene Ontology annotation, cellular component: membrane. The record is from RefSeq and is a predicted model, not a curated record.
AACUGUUUUGGGUAUGGCUACUGAUCCCACGUGAUAGAGGUGUGGCACCAACCUUGGGACUCAUGACUGGCUAUACAAUGUUGCGGAAUGGGGGAGUAGGGAAUGGAGGCCAACCUUGGAUGCUACGAUGGUCCAGUCGGAUUCGACUCACUUGGCUUAGCUUCACAUUAUUCAUUAUCCUGGUCUUCUUUCCUCUCAUUGCCCAUUACUACUUAACCACCAUAGAUGAUGUAGAUGAUGCUGGCAAGCGCAUCUUUGGUCCCCGCAUAGGUAACGAACUUUGUGAGGUGAAGCAUGUUGAGGAUUUAUGCCGAAUUCGAGAGUCAGUGAGUGAAGAGCUGCUCCAGUUGGAAGCUAAGCGGCAGGAAUUAAACAGUGAGAUUGCCAAGCUGAAUCUCAAGAUUGAAGCCUGCAAGAAAAGCAUUGAGAAUGCAAAGCAGGAUCUUCUGCAACUAAAGAAUGUUAUCAGUCAAACAGAGCAUUCAUAUAAAGAGUUGAUGGCUCAGAACCAGCCCAAGCUUUCACUGCCGAUUCGACUGCUACCAGACAAAGAUGACUCUAAUUUUCCCAUGCCAAAAUCCAGUAGAAACUGCCGGCUGCAUAAUUGCUUUGACUAUUCACGUUGUCCACUAACCUCUGGUUUUCCAGUUUAUGUCUACAACAGUGACCAGUUUAACUUUGGGAACUCAUUGGAUCCUUUAAUUAAGCAAGCCUUUGAAUCCACUGUCAGAACUAACAUAUAUGUUACUGAAAAUGCAAACAUUGCCUGUCUCUACAUUGUCCUAGUAGGGGAAAUGCAGGAACCUGUAAUGCCUAAACCUACUGAAUUAGAACAACAGUUGCACGCUCUGCCAUAUUGGAGGACAGAUGGACAUAACCAUCUCAUUAUUAAUUUAUCCAGGAAGUCAGAAACUCAAAACUUCCUUUAUAAUGUCAGUACUGGAAGGGCCAUGAUUGCGCAGUCUACCUUUUAUGAUGUACAGUAUCGUCCAGGUUUUGACAUUGUAGUAUCUCCUCUUGUCCAUGCCAUGUCUGAACCCAACUUCCUAGAGAUCCCACCCCAGGUGCCAGUAAAGAGAAAAUACUUAUUCAGUUUCCAAGGGGAGAAAGUUGAAUCUCUACGAUCCAGCUUACAAGAAGUACGAUCAUUUGAGGAAGAAAUGGAAGGAAAUGCACCAGCAGACUAUGAUGAUAGGAUUAUUACCACAUUAAAGGCUGUUCAAGACAGCAAAUUGGACUUUGUCUUGGUGGAAUUUACAUGUAAGAAUCAGCCAAAGGCAAGUUUGCCCACUGAGUGGGCUCUUUGUGGAGAAAGGGAAGACAGACUACAGCUACUGAAAUUAUCUACUUUUGCACUGAUAAUCACCCCGGGUGAUACCCAUCUUAUGAUCUCUGCUGGCUGUGCAAUGAGACUGUUUGAGGCUCUAGAAGUUGGUGCUAUUCCAGUCAUCCUUGGAGAGCAAGUCCAACUGCCGUAUCAUGAUGUAAUUCGCUGGAAUGAGGCGGCCUUAAUUAUACCAAAGCCACGUAUUACAGAAGUGCACUUCCUUCUGAGGAGUAUUUCUGACAAUGACCUUUUGGCCAUGAGGAGGCAGGGCCGCUUCUUAUGGGAAACCUACUUUUCCACUUCAGACAGUGUUUUUAGCACGGUCUUGGCUGUCAUAAGGACUCGAAUCCAAAUUCCAGCUGUUCCCAUUCGAGAGGAAAUGGCGGUGGAGAUCCCUCACCGUUCUGGCAAAGCUGCUGGCACAGAUCCCAAUAUGGCAGACAAUGGGGAUUUAGAUUUGGGGCCAGUAGAAACGGAACCACCUUACUCAUCUCCUAAAUAUUUACGCAAUUUUACUCUCACAGCAAUGGAUAUUUACAGAAAUUGGAACUCAGCUCCUGGUCCCUUCCACCUCUUUCCACACACACCCUUUGAUCCUGUUCUACCCUCAGAAGCCAAGUUUUUAGGGUCAGGCACUGGAUUUCGACCUAUUGGUGGUGGAGCUGGUGGCUCUGGGAAGGAGUUCCAAGCUUCAUUGGGUGGCAAUGUUCCCAGGGAGCAAUUUACAGUAGUCAUGUUAACCUAUGAGCGAGAAGAAGUCUUAAUGAACUCCUUAGAGAGACUCAAUGGUCUCCCUUACUUAAAUAAAGUUGUAGUGGUCUGGAAUUCCCCCAAACUUCCAUCAGAAGAUCUGCUUUGGCCAGACAUUGGUGUUCCAAUUGUGGUGGUACGGACUGAGAAGAACAGUUUGAAUAAUCGGUUUCUGCCCUGGGAUGAGAUUGAAACAGAAGCCAUUUUGUCCAUUGAUGAUGAUGCCCACCUUCGCCAUGAUGAGAUCAUGUUUGGAUUCCGGGUCUGGAGAGAAGCUCGGGAUCGCAUUGUAGGAUUCCCUGGGAGGUACCAUGCAUGGGACAUCCCUCACCAGUCCUGGCUCUACAACUCCAAUUACUCCUGUGAACUGUCCAUGGUGCUGACGGGUGCUGCUUUUUUCCACAAAUACUACGCCUACCUGUAUUCUUACGUGAUGCCACAGGCCAUCCGUGAUAUGGUAGAUGAAUAUAUCAACUGUGAGGAUAUUGCCAUGAACUUCCUGGUUUCUCAUAUUACUAGGAAACCACCAAUCAAGGUGACUUCCCGGUGGACUUUCCGUUGCCCUGGCUGUCCUCAGGCACUCUCUCAUGAUGACUCCCAUUUCCAUGAGCGGCACAAAUGCAUCAACUUCUUUGUCAAAGUGUACGGCUACAUGCCCUUGCUGUAUACGCAGUUCCGUGUUGAUUCGGUUCUCUUCAAGACCCGGUUACCACACGACAAGACUAAAUGUUUCAAAUUCAUCUGAACAGAAGACACAGCUAUGGAUGUCUGGAACUGGCCUAUGGCCAAGGCAGAAAGGUUAAUGAACUGGGGGACAGAUGGCCCUUUUCUGUUUCAACUGGGACACAAGCCUGCCAGAACUGUAUGGCACAGGACUCCAUUGAAAGAGACAGCUUUGACUCACUUAUUCA